This is a messenger RNA of Microdochium trichocladiopsis, 1996 nucleotides long. Its product is annotated as Septin-domain-containing protein. Gene Ontology annotation, cellular component: septin ring; cytosol; cell division site. The coding region runs from base 355 to 1509 and encodes 384 amino acids. Gene Ontology annotation, biological process: cytoskeleton-dependent cytokinesis. Gene Ontology annotation, molecular function: molecular adaptor activity; GTP binding; GTPase activity. The record is from RefSeq and is a predicted model, not a curated record. Lineage: Eukaryota; Fungi; Ascomycota; Sordariomycetes; Xylariales; Microdochiaceae. The transcript has 6 exons.
UGGUCUUUGCCCGCCUCUAAAUCGUAAGCUAACGUCCCUGUCCCCGGCCUGAGUUUGAUGAAUUGCCCCUUAUCUUGACCCGUCGACCUGGGGACGUGCUGGCAACCGCACUACCGCGCCUUUUUACCUGGCCAGCCGAGCUACGACCAGCCUCGUGCUUCCCAGUUCCGCCCUCAGCAUCGUCAUUCCACGACUUGUCGUUCCCGCCCGUGUCGACCCCUUCCGCCUUACUACCUCGCCAUCCCUCUCCGUGCCCUGUCGGCUUCCGUCCGCCUGCUGGUUGCCUCCAGCACUAGACCGUGACCGAGCCUGAUCGCACUCGACUGCUCCUGCACCACACACAGCUAACCAGCAAUGCUUACACGACAGAAGAUGCUCCGCCGCAAGAAGAACGUGAAGAAGGGGAUCCAGUUCUGCCUGAUGGUCUGCGGUGCCUCAGGAACUGGACGCACCACCUUUGUCAACACUCUCUGCGGCAAGUCCGUCUUGGACCACCUUGAUUCGGAGGAUGCUGGUGCUGCCCAUGUCGAGGACGGUGUCAAGAUCAAGCCCAUCACUGUCGAACUCGAGCUCGACGAGGAGGGAACUCGCAUCUCGCUGACCAUUGUUGACACUCCCGGCUUUGGUGAUCAGAUCGACAACGAGGCCAGCUUCUCUGAGAUUGUGGGCUACCUCGAGAGACAAUAUGAUGACAUUCUCGCGGAAGAGUCCCGUAUCAAGCGUAACCCCAGAUUCAGGGACAACCGCGUCCACGCCAUGCUUUACUUCAUCACUCCCACAGGUCACGGACUUCGUGAGCUUGACAUCGAGCUGAUGAAGCGCCUUGCGCCUCGCGUCAACGUCAUUCCUGUGAUUGGCAGAGCCGACUCGUUGACCCCCGCGGAGUUGGCCGAGUCCAAGAAGCUUGUCAUGGAGGAUAUCGAGCACUACCGCAUCCCUGUCUACAACUUCCCCUACGACAUCGAGGAGGAUGAUGAGGACACCGUCGAGGAGAACGCCGAGCUCAGAGGUCUCAUGCCAUUCGCUAUCGUCGGUUCGGAAGAGGUUGUCGAGAUUGGCGGCCGCAAGGUUCGUGCUCGGCAAUACCCAUGGGGUGUUGUCGAGGUUGACAACCCUCGCCACUCGGAUUUCCUCGCCAUUCGAUCUGCCCUUCUCCACAGCCAUCUGGCUGAUCUGAAGGAGAUCACCCACGACUUCCUGUACGAGAACUACCGUACCGAGAAGCUCAGCAAGAGUGUCGAGGGCGGUGCUGCUGUCGACUCAUCGAUGAACCCAGAGGAUCUUGCUUCUCAGUCCGUACGCCUCAAGGAGGAGCAGCUCCGUCGCGAGGAGGAGAAGCUCCGCGAAAUCGAAGUCAAAGUGCAGCGCGAGAUCAACGAGAAGCGCCAGGAGCUGUUGGCCCGCGAGUCGCAGCUUCGCGAAAUCGAGGCCAGGAUGCAGAGAGAGGCGGCCGCCGCAUCUGCGGCGACGCCGACGACCGAGGCCAACGGCGAGCACGACCGCGAAUAGAUGUCUGUGUCCUUUUCACCUGCAGACUUAUCACCCCAUCACACAAAAGCGUGUACGAGUUAUGGAGGCGAGUGGUCCAGGGCUUCGCACAGUCGUUUGACGUUCGACCUGGAAUGCUACGCUGGAAAAGGAAUUCGCAAUGCGACUCUGGGCAGGGUUGGGACAGUGCUUACCAAGGUGGCUUGAUUCGGCGGCCGAACAUUGUCAGAAAUGAAUUGAAACCGGAUUUUAUGUCCUUUUCAACCAAUUUGUCAAGCGGGGCUUCUGAUUCAUGGUGUCCAUCAAAGAGCCUUAUCCUGUCGAGAGUGAGAAAGUCUGUGGAUGGGACUCGCCGAGUCUUUAUCUAUUAAGCUCCUGUCACGUAGCCAGCUUCUUUUACCUUAUGUCUUCUUCUUUUUUAGUAUUAGUGGCCUUCUAAUUUCGACAUGAGGACUCGACUUUCCGAGAAUAGACGACGUACAACGUGAUAGUGUCAAAGUGAACAACG